GAUGAUGCAGGCUGCUGUACUCAUAGCUUUGGCUGUGGUGCUGGAUGGGCAUUACCUGAACUUAUCAAUUCAGAAAGACAACAUUUGGUACAAGAGGCACUGGCAAGAAAAUCAGAAGAGUGCAUUUCCAUCGACUGAAAUAUCGUGGAAAACUCACGUACCGUCUGACAUUCAGAUUUCGUCAGAGGAUACAAGCCAAAGCAUGGCAUAUGGAGAUUCGAUGCUGGCGGAAAAAGACCAGAUUACCCGAAAUUUGAAGAGCAAGAAUAUGAGCUUACCUCGUGAUUCCGCCGCAUACAUUCAUCAAGCCAUAUUCAGGAGGUCUUCCCCACGUUCCAGCCAAUUAUCCAAGAAAGGCUACACGAUGGACCAAGCCACUUCUUUCCUCAAGAACAAACUCAAACUCAGCGACAUGAGUGUAACCUUUGACUUGUUUUGGUCCGGGACGUGUGACGAAACCUCGGCGAAACCUCUCUGUGAAUACACACCCUACAGGUCUUCUAACGGCACCUGCAACAAUCUUGAAAAUCCAGAUUGGGGAGCCACUUUCAGCCCCUUCCGCCGCUUAGCUCCGCCGAGCUAUGGUGACGGAGUGUCGAGCAUGCGCCUUGCCCAGGAUGAGUCGGCCCUGCCCAGUGCCCGCCUUGUCAGCUCCACGGCCAUGCACCCUAAACCGAACGACCAGCUUCAUUCCCUCUCAGUCCUUUUCAUGACCUAUGGGCAAUUUCUAGACCACGACCUGACUUUUGCCCCUGUCACUGGUGAGAAUGGGGAGGCGAUUCCGUGCUGUCCCGAGGCCCUGGGCGACACCACUGCCCACCCUGAGUGUGCACCAAUUCCCAUCCCUGCAGACGACCCUUUCUACUCCCAGUUCAACCAGACGUGCAUGGAGUUCAUCCGUUCAGCGUCUGCCCCGCGCUGCCAUUUCGGUCCUCGAGAGCAGAUGAACGAGAAGACGGCAUACAUCGACGGCUCUCAGAUCUAUGGCACAGAUGACGAGAUGAUGAACUCACUGAGAACGAUGGAGGAUGGUCUGCUGAUCGCCCAGCUGACCAAAGAGGGCAAAGAGCUUCUUCCUGCAAACACAGACCUAACAAACGCGUGCAACAGGGAGGAUAAAGCUGAUUUGGGCCAGUUCUGUUUCCGAGCUGGAGACAUGAGAGUGAACGAGCAAAUUUUGCUGACAUUGUUUCACACUGUGUGGGCACGUCAUCACAACAAUAUAGCAGCUGAGCUAAAGCAUCACAAUCCUAAUUGGAAUGAUGAAAAGCUGUUCCAGGAAGCUCGCAGGAUCGUAGGGGCUCAGCUCCAAGUGGUCACUUACAGAGAGUAUCUCCCUCCUAUCUUUGGUGGAUCCAUGUGGGAGUCUUACCUUUCUCUAAAUUACCAUUUUUAUGAUCCCUCGAUAAGUGCUGGCAUCAGUGCCGAGUUUGCAACUGCUGCAUUCCGUUUUGGACACAGUCAGGUUGCGAGUACUGUGGAGACCUUAGAUUUAAGCGGGGGUAAGUCGAGCACUGAACUGUCUUCCCUGUUCAUGAACCCAUUCGAUCUGUACAUCAAAGGAGAGAUACCAAAGUUAUUGCGAGGGGAAAUUAACCAGAAUGCUCCUCGUGUGGACACCUUCUUUACACAAGAAGUGGCCGGAAAGCUCUUCAGACGAGGGCAGCCCUUUGGACUGGAUCUGGUGUCCCUCAAUUUACAACGUGGGCGUGACCAUGGCAUUGCUCCUUAUACAACAGUCAGAUCCAUAUGUGGUUUUUCUGAAAUUAGUAGCUUUGAUAGCCUGAAGGGAAUAAUGGAUGAUGAAGUGAUUGAGAGUCUCAGGAGUUUAUACAAUAACGUGCAUGACAUUGACUUGUACAUCGGUGGUUUAGCAGAAAAGCCCUUAUACGAUGCACGAGUAGGUCCCACGUUUUCAUGCAUUUUGGCUGACCAGUUCUUAAGGUUAAAACUUGGCGACAGAUUCUGGUUCCAGAAUUAUGAAGCUGGCUUCACAGAUGAACAAGUGUAUGCGCUGUCCUUCACUACCUUGGCGAGCAUCUUGUGUGAAACCAUCCCAGAACUGCAGAGUAUCCAAGAACACCCUUUGAUCGCGCCCAGUUAUAUAAAUUAUGUGUGGCCGUGCUCUGGCUAUUACAAGCCCGAUUUGAGUGUGUUUAAGCAAUAGCUGUCGUAAAUCACAGCAAAAUUGCGUUAACUUCACCCAGAUCAUGAAACAAAUAAAAUGUUUCAAAAUUGUAAUUA
This is a messenger RNA of Penaeus monodon (black tiger shrimp), 2244 nucleotides long. RefSeq names its product peroxidase-like. The record is from RefSeq and is a predicted model, not a curated record. NCBI's taxonomy places the organism in Eukaryota, Metazoa, Arthropoda, Malacostraca, Decapoda, Penaeidae. Gene Ontology annotation, biological process: response to oxidative stress. Gene Ontology annotation, molecular function: heme binding; peroxidase activity.